This is a messenger RNA of Sclerotinia trifoliorum, 1280 nucleotides long. NCBI's taxonomy places the organism in Eukaryota, Fungi, Ascomycota, Leotiomycetes, Helotiales, Sclerotiniaceae. The record is from the annotation of a GenBank genome assembly.
UUGAUUCGUCACGACCCUUCUGAUACUAUCAUAGAAAUACUUCACUUCGACAUCAUCCACUUUUUGAAUGUCUUGGUUCUAUUUAUACCAGACCAGGACAUCAGGAGGGUAUCUUUGAUUGAGAAGUUAGGGCCAUGAAUUCCUCCAAAAUACUGAGGAAGGUGGACCACCUUAAUCGCGACCACGUUAUGAGAUUCAAUCAUGAUGUAGUCGCGUGAACCUUAUUUCUCCAUCGUUAUCAAUGUAAGUAAGGCAAGGUAAAUGAAAGCUCCCUAUAUCUAUUUUUUGCCUCAGUAAAUCAUCAAGUAUAAAUUAAUCCUUAGAUAGACGCAGUAUGAGGCGUAGAACAGUGUCCAAAAUGGCUUCAGAAAACGUUCCUCUCUUGUCUGAACAUACUCCCAUGCGCUUUCAGUCACCCUCCUCAUCCUCAACGCUAUCCAUUUCGCCCGCACUUCUCAGAUUCCGUCUCGCAAUCGGCAUCAAUAUUCCUAUAACCUCGCCGGCGGAUUCUCCACCCUCCGAUUUGGAAGGUCUCCGUAAAAAUGCCUACGGGGUUUACAAGUCUGUUCUUUCUCAGCAACGCCAGUUCUCUUUACAGUACCACUUAAUCGAGGGCGUGUACUAUUGCUCCAUCCUCUCUCAGCUCGUCAUCGGUGGAGUGCUCGCUUCCUUUGGCGAGCUAUCAAAGACACAUCCGCAGGCCGUUACUGUACUGGGUGUUGCCAACAGUUGUUUAGCUGGAGUUCUAGGGAUACUGAAGAGUCAAGGACUGCCCGAUCGCUUACGCAAAGACGAAUUUGAGAUGCGGAAAGUCCAAGACUUUAUCGAAGAAUGUGAUACUAGGCUAGCCGUUGGAUGGGGAGAGACAAUGAGUGAGGCAGAGGUGGACGCUUUGAUCAAGGAAGUAUUCGAUCAAUAUGCUGUUGCUAGGGAUACCACAGAAAUGAAUAGGCCGACGACUUACGCGCAUCAGAGUGAUGGAGAUGAGUAUGGAAAUGGAGGUGCAAUCCAGGAACAAUGCACCAUGCAUCCUUCGACAACAGAUGCGAGAACGGCAAUUGGAGGGAGACAGAGUAAGAUUUCUGUUGGUGGGAAUGGGAAAUCUUUGCAGAUUUAUUGAUGGACUUUUGGUUCAUUUCACAUACAUACUACUUUGCUUUCUUCCCUGCCUCUAGCUUCUUUUACCUACGACUUUCGAUACCUCUAUACACUACCUAGUACUUAGAUACCCAGCAAAUAUCAAUUAAUCCAAACCUCAGGUUGAGGCUUCAUUCAUGCUG